Messenger RNA from Xenopus tropicalis (tropical clawed frog), 943 nucleotides. Its product is annotated as ATP-sensitive inward rectifier potassium channel 12-like. Gene Ontology annotation, cellular component: membrane. The record is from RefSeq and is a predicted model, not a curated record. The coding region runs from base 1 to 372 and encodes 123 amino acids. Gene Ontology annotation, biological process: monoatomic cation transmembrane transport; potassium ion transmembrane transport; potassium ion transport. The transcript has a single exon. NCBI's taxonomy places the organism in Eukaryota, Metazoa, Chordata, Amphibia, Anura, Pipidae. Gene Ontology annotation, molecular function: inward rectifier potassium channel activity.
AUGACCUGUCAGGCCAAGUCCUCGUACUUGGAGACGGAGAUCAUCUGGGGCCAUCGCUUUGAGCCAUGCAUGAUGCUAGAGAAGGGAGCCUUCCGCGUGGACUACAAGCGCUUCCACAAGACCUUUGAGGUGCAGUUGCCCCGCUGCAGCGCAAAAGAGAUGGAGGAGACCCGGGAGUUGGAAGGAUCAGAGUUCAGCUACUUCUGGGAAAAUGGCGACUUCCUCACAGGCCGCAGAUACACGGAAACAGAUAUGGGAGAGGAUGAGAGAGAAGGUCGUGGGGAAGCCUUCUCCGAAAUCAGCGGCAGACUCAUCGGCAACAUUGCCGAAGAAAGGAGCUCCGACUUUAAUGGCAGUGAAUGUAAUCUAUAGAUGGGCCGUGGGUCCCACAUCCGAGCAGAGUAGGGCGGCUAUAGGCUGAGCAAAGACUCAAAAAUCUGUUUUAUAUGAUAGGUUAGUAUGCAUUGUACAGCGCUGUGGAAUAUGUUGGCGCUUUAUAAAUAAAUGAUAAUAAUAAUUAAGACAAAGCUUCCCAAACGGUGGCACGGGAUCCUCCAGGGGGGUCAGGAGCAGUGGCUGGGGGGGCCUAGGUUAAGGGUCAGAGCGAGAUUUAGGGAGGUACAGCUGGUGGAAACACUUUUUUAAUAGUGUAGAUAUUCUUGAAGCUCUUGGUUGAAUGUCUGUUUUUGUACAUUUUAUGGGCCCUGACAAAAUAAUGAUGUUCUAAAGAGAACUUGGGCCACAGGUCCUGAAGCUACUGCAAUAGGGGAUACUGUAAGGUCACUGACCUUCAUAAAGGUUCCUGGGUUCAUUAGAUAAUUAACAUCCCUUCUCUGGACCUUGUAUAUAAUAUGCCUGACUCCGUUACUCGAUAUUACUAAUACAGGUAUAGGACCCGUUAUCCAGAAUGCUCGGGACCAAGGGUAUUCCGGAUAAGGGGUCU